Messenger RNA from Darwinula stevensoni, 706 nucleotides. The record is from the annotation of a GenBank genome assembly. Lineage: Eukaryota; Metazoa; Arthropoda; Ostracoda; Podocopida; Darwinulidae.
CUAGGUCUCUAAGUGCUCACUUCACCUCCUCCCUUGGUUUUCACCUACCUCCUCCGACAUGGCUUUCAAGGCUAUCCUCUGUCUGAGUUUGGUGGCUGUCGUCCUGGCCGACGACCCUUACGCACCUGCAGCCUACCGUCCAGCCUACAAGGCCUCCUACGCUCCCGCCUACAAGGAGCCCGAAUAUUACGACAAACCCUACUACAAGUUUGCCUAUGACGUGAAGGACGAAUACUACGGAAACUACUACGGACACCAGGAGGACCGCGACGGCUAUGAGACCAAGGGAGUCUACCACACCCUGUUGCCCGAUGGCCGCACUCAGACCGUCUCCUACGUCGCCAACGAAUACGGCUACAACGCUGAUGUCCAAUAUGACGGAUAUCCCAAGUACGACAAGGGCUACGAUUACGCUCCUUCCUACCACAAGCCAUCUUAUGCUCCUGCUCCCUACAAGAAGCCUGCUUACAAGUCCUACGAGCCCGCCUACAAGCCAGCUUACAAGCCCGCCUAUGAGCCCGCCUACAAGCCAGCUUACAAGCCCGCCUACGAGCCCGCUUACAAGCCCGCUUACAAGCCCGCUUACGAGCCCGCUUACGAGCCCGCUUACAAGCCCGCCUACAAGCCAGCCUACAAGCCCGCUUACAAGCCCGCUUAUGAGCCUGCCUACGAGCCAGCCUACCCAGCCUACCCCUCCUACGCCUAA